CUGAUAUUCAGUAUAGCUCCAGAAUGCUCUUAUAUAUGGCAUGACGUGCAAUGGAGACGAAACCGAUAUUUCCCAGUGCCAGUUUACAUUACACCCCUUCAGAAUGCUGCACAUAUCCGUGGACAGUUGGACAUUGUUCAUCAUUUCUUCAUAUAGUGAAUACACACAGAGAGCAGGAGUCAUAUGUAGUAACAACCGUGUAAGGCUGGUCAGUAACGUCAACACUUACCAGGGACGAGUAGAGUUCCAGUAUUUCGGAGUCUGGGGAACUGUUUGUAAUACAAACUUUAACCAAAACGAUGCACGUGUCAUAUGCAAACUGGCUGGGUAUGACACUUUGAGUAACAUCACAAUACACACAAAUGCAACUAAGUACGGACCAGGGUCAGGUUACCUGAUUGUUGAAGACUUGCAGUGCAAUGGAACAGAGACGGACAUUGAUGAAUGUGCUUCGUACCCAUGGAAGGAAAAUUCUGCAAAAACACCGUGUGACUCGCAUUACAAUGAUGUCGGCGUUAAUUGUAGACCUGUAACACCAAUGCGCUUUGUGGGUGGAACUAACUAUUCUGGGAGAGUUGAAAUCGAGUACAAAGGAGUUUGGGGCACGAUCUGCGACAACUACUUCGAUGAAAACGACGCUAAAGUGAUAUGCAGAAUGAAAGGACUCAAUACAAAGAGCUUAGCGAUACGAACGAACGGCUUUUACGGGAUGGGGAAUGAAAGCAUUUGUUAUCAAGCCUGAACUGCCGUGGCGACGAGCCUGACAUCUCCGAGUGUAGUAUUGGGUUACCGAUGGGGCAGUACUUAUUACUUUUGUUCUCACAACAACGAUGUAGCGGUGCAGUGUAACACACCUGUUCGAGUUCGGGAAGGCCUGACAUUCUAUUCAGGUAUAGUUGAGGUUUAUAUCAACAGCGGAUGGCAGCGUGUAUGCAAAGACAAUUUUACAAUGGGCGAUGCGAUUGCGAUUUGUAAUCAGGCAGGAAAGAGAGACAAC
Messenger RNA from Dreissena polymorpha, 997 nucleotides. Its product is annotated as neurotrypsin-like. Gene Ontology annotation, cellular component: membrane. Lineage: Eukaryota; Metazoa; Mollusca; Bivalvia; Myida; Dreissenidae. The transcript is spliced from 6 exons. Bases 41 to 742 code for a protein of 233 amino acids. The record is from RefSeq and is a predicted model, not a curated record.